Ilex paraguariensis (yerba mate) is the source of this 1575-nucleotide messenger RNA. Lineage: Eukaryota; Viridiplantae; Streptophyta; Magnoliopsida; Aquifoliales; Aquifoliaceae. The record is from the annotation of a GenBank genome assembly.
AUGCCUUUUUGUGAACCCAACUCUACUCACUAUAAGCUCUUGUAUUGGCACCUAUCAUGUACAAUACAGGUGAAAUCACGUCUGCAAAUAUAUAAGCAAAAUGCAGAGGCAGUCAUUUCUGCAUACCGAGAGAUACUGAAUAAGAUUGAUGGAAAUCGUCCUAAAGAUGUAAUUUUCAAAGAAAUAGACUCUUUGUUGUCACAAAUACAGAAAAAGAAAGUGGAGGCAGCGAAACUAGGAAAACCAGCAAUUGAAAGUGAAAUCCACAUAAAGAAAGAAUCCUCGAGCAAGGAAACUUGGAGAGGAAUUCCCACUAGAUUGAAUAACAUUCCUCAUUCGCGAGAAAUCAGGGAAUAUUUUUAUGAUGAUGCGCUACAAGCUACCAAAAGAGCCAUAAAUGAUGGAAAAACUCGAUUGAAGAACAAACCAUCAAGUUCGAGUUUUUGUGAUCAAGUCCUUGCAGGUUUUAGUCCUGCUGAGGGCUUGGUGAAAUCACGUCUGCAAAUAUAUAAGCAAAAUGCAGAGGCAGUCAUUUCUGCAUACCGAGAGAUACUGAAUAAGAUUGAUGGAAAUCGUCCUAAAGAUGUAAUUUUCAAAGAAAUAGACUCUUUGUUGUCACAAAUACAGAAAAAGAAAGUGGAGGCAGCGAAACUAGGAAAACCAGCAAUUGAAAGUGAAAUCCACAUAAAGAAAGAAUCCUCGAGCAAGGAAACUUGGAGAGGAAUUCCCACUAGAUUGAAUAACAUUCCUCAUUCGCGAGAAAUCAGGGAAUAUUUUUAUGAUGAUGCGCUACAAGCUACCAAAAGAGCCAUAAAUGAUGGAAAAACUCGAUUGAAGGUGGAGAUCAGUAUCCCAGAGCUGAACCCAGAAAUGGAUGUUUAUCGAAUAGGUACAUUGUUGGAACUAGUUCGUGUUCUCACCCUAUCAUUUUCUGAUGAUGGAAAGCGCGUCAAGGUUUGUGUUCAAGGGUCUAUGGGAGAAGGAGCACUUUCUGGGAUGCCUCUGCAGCUUGCUGGAAGUCGAAAGAUCUUGGAGCUUAUGGAUUGGGGUGAUUAUGGUGCUAUGGGCACCUUUAUCAACAUAGGCUCUAUAGGUGCCAAAGAGGUAGAUGAACUAGAUGACAUGUUUAUUUUGGUGGCUCCUCAAAAUGCUGUGGGAAACUGUAUCAUUGAUGAUCUUAAAGCUAUGACUGAUGCUGCUGGUACCCGUCCAGUCAUUCUUGUCAAUCCACAACUCAAGGACUUACCUAGUUCCAGUGGUAUCAUGCAAACAAUGGGUCGGGAUAAGAGAUUGGAAUACGCUGCUUCAUUUGAGAUCUGCUAUUUUUUUCGUCUUCUCUACUAUUCAGGGACACAAUAUCCAAUUAUGGCUGCUCUCAGGAUGUCUUAUCCAUACCAUUAUGAAUUAUACAAGAGGUUGGAUGUAUCGCCUGGGAAGGAGAAAUAUGUCAUCUUGUCAACAUUUGCAGAAAGGCCGAAUGGUGAUGAAAUCAACAAUGUGUUUGAAGGAAAAACAAGAGAUCAAGUUAAGAAAGCCUCAGGAAUUUGGGGCUUCUUGAGCAGCAUAAUGAGUUGA